This is a messenger RNA of Trypanosoma rangeli, 3009 nucleotides long. RefSeq lists its product as uncharacterized. The transcript has a single exon. Bases 1 to 3009 code for a protein of 1002 amino acids. The record is from RefSeq and is a predicted model, not a curated record. Lineage: Eukaryota; Euglenozoa; Kinetoplastea; Trypanosomatida; Trypanosomatidae.
AUGAAAUCUUUUGUCCUGCCUUCGCUCCAGCCAGCGGCAAAGAAGGCUGUGGGGGGCUCGCAGGUGUCGUUGCCAUCACUGCCGUCAGCUGACCUCACAGCGACACCUUCGAGCCUUGCAUUCCCAUUCAUUGUCAAGGGUCGGCGGCUGCAGGAGCUGAGGCGCAUGGAAGCAAAGGCUGCGGCACUCGAGCUGGCGGUGAAGAAACAGCAGCUCGAGCGACUGGAGUCCGAAGUCCGCGGCGCCAUAUGCGGUCGGGAGCACGAGAAGCGCUACCAGCUCCUCUGGCACUACCAGAAGGCAAAGUCAGAUGUGGAGCGGAGGAUGGCUGUGACGGAGGCGAAGGCGCUGGCGUUGCAGCGGUCACAAUACAUGCGGGGUGUGCGUGAUUACAAGGAGCGUGGCCAGUUGCUACACCUUGAGACAGUCGCGCGGGCUCAGCUGGUGAUUGAAGAGACGGAUGCGCGGAGUCAUGCGGUGUCGCUGCUGGAGCUGAAAUUGCUCGAGGAACGACGCCGGCAGGCUGCACUGGAGGUGGACACGGCGGCGCGUCUUUCUGAGGACGUAAAGGGGAUACGUGACUGGGAGUCGCGCAUCGCAGUAAUGUCGUUUCGCCUUGCCGAGGCAUUCUCACCCACAACGCAACUUCGCUCCCCUCGCAACGUAGGCACCGGUGGCUACCGUGGAAGAACAGAUCUCCUCAUGGACUACACGGUCUGUGAAGAGGAGAGGAGGCUCCGAUGGAGGCUCAUUUUGGAGGAACGCGUACUCCGCGAGCCGUUGGAGUGGCAGCACGGUGCGGCACAGCUUCAAUUUGUGGAGGAAGCGCAGGCGCGAGCAGCAAUUGAGGCAGCGUGUCUCUUUGGGGCCUGUCAAGCUCGGUUGAGUGCAGUAGUGCGGAUUCAGCGGUGGUGGCGCAUGCUUUGCGUUACCGCGUGGAGCGAGCGAAAACGGCGGCAACUUAAGGAAAGUGUGACCCAAAUACGGAGCCGAAUGACGUCGCGCGACUACCUUGCUCUUCUGGGCCGGUUGGAGCGACAGGCAGGGGCGACCGUUGCCUUAGUGUCGUUGGAGGAGCUACAGAAGGCCAUGACAGCCAUUGAACGGGCGGCCGAGAUGGCAUAUCAAAACACAUUUGAUUAUUUUAUUUACACCUUGAUGAAUCGUGCGGCAAACCUGCAAGAAACGGAGGCACACGAUCUUUGCGAUUACCCACUGAUGAAGGAUGAUGGCAUGGCGAUCAUUCGGCCUGUGUCAAGGCUCCUCUCUGUACCAUAUCGCCUGUACGUCCGUCAGCAACCACAGCUGCCGUAUCCCCAGUGGCGAGCGCUGCGGUGGGUAGAAGGAUCUGCCAUGUUCAUUCAACAGGUACGGCUGCUUGAGAAGGCCGAGGCUGAAGCGCGGGCGCGUCUAUGGGCGCAGAAGGACAAGGAAUUUGACACGCUUCAGCUGUAUAGCGCGCUGCUGAAGCAGGGAGCCUGGACCUGGCGCUCGCUCUACACCGAGAUUCUCUGUAUUGGGGAAGAGGAAAACAUGUGUCGGGGCCUUCUGCAUGUGUUUGAGGAUAACUGUCGCGGCGUGUUGAAGGCGGAGGCGGAAGUGUCCGUGUCGAAUUGCAUCGCAGCGGAGGGGGGACGGUGGCGGUUACUGAAUGACGAGUCACAACUGCGACACGAACUCGUUGCAGAGGAGAGAGACGCAUUCUUCCACCUCACGGAGGACGAGUGGCGGUGGAACAAUCUCGUGCGGCUGCGCACAAAACUGCAGCAUUCCUGCGGUGGAAGGCCGCGGUGGGGGAUUGCACCAAAUCAUGACAUGGAUCGAAAGUACCUUUCGCUGGACACGACGGCGCGAAUCAUUCAACGCUUCUUUCGCUUCACGUUCGCCUGUAAGUCGCUUACAGGCGAACGUGAAGCGAAGCGGGCCAUACGGUUGGAAGAGGAGAUGCAACUCAAGACAACGGCUGCCGCGAUGGUGAAGUUGCUGGAGGCGCAGCACCGCCAGGAGGACGAAGAAAAAUUGCAGUGGGCCGCUACAAAGUGCCCCGUUGGGAGCGCUGACGAUGGUGCAGGGUCUUGCUUUGAAACGGCGGUGAGUUUGUUCUGUGACUGGUUUGAUGAAAGAACCCAGGAACCGAUGGAGCUGCAGUACAAGGCGAUCGUCGCACGGUUCAUGCAGGCAAACCGGGAAACAUGCAGGCACAUGCGUAUUUUGUUUGCAGUUGCGCGGGACGGGCGCCAGCGGAUUGAGGAGGAGGAGACGGUGGCGUGGGGCGCACUUCACCACACCAGUGUAUUUGCCGUCAUCGCAAUCGACGCGCUUGAGCGGCAGGAAGUGGUGCAACGUGAGCGUCUUGAACGCGUCGCAGCGGAGGCGAGAUCUCAGUGGCCUGGGCGGGUCGCAUUUCUUGCUGGACUCGUACGCCACACCACCACCGCCGUCGCCGCUACGAGGAACCAUAAAAAUACGAUGCUGCGUCUGCUCCGCAGCGGCCACGUUGAGCGACUUGUGAGCCGCGAGGAGGUAGUUCGCAUGCGGCUGAUUGUGGAGGAACGGCGUGAACGUGGCGAUGCCUUGCUGUCGCUUCGCACCACGUUGUGCGUUAACACGCUACGGGAAGAGCAGCAGGAAUGGUCGGCGCUGUGCGACCACAUUGACAAGUGCUGGAGCGCCCACGCUCCUCUCGGGCUGCUGGUGAAGGCGGAGGCGGUAGCGCGGCGCGGGUUGGAGUCAUGGGCGUACAGGGCGUACGACGCGAUGCUGACCCGCAUGUGUGCCAUUUACGCCCAGCAGCUUCUUUUCCAGCAGUUUCUUUGUGGGCAUUUGAUCUUUGAAAGCGAGGCACGGCACUUUGACAGGCGGCUGACGGAGUUGCUAUCGCAGCGCGUAGGGUCUCUCGACACCAAACUCGACGAACUGGUGGCCGCAGAGACAUGUGCCCGUGCGCGGGUGGAGUAUUUUGAGGCGACACACCGAAGCGUUUAUUUCUGUCCAGAUGACGUAGCGUGA